CACGCGCCGUCCCGCGCGUGUACGGCGUGCUCGAGUCGUGCUACAUCGCAGGCCUCACUGUGUCCGGCCUGCUGAUGGGCGCGGCGCGGCAGUGGGCAGGCGGGUACCGAGGCGCCCUCUGGCUGCUCGCGCUCGUCCUCCUCCUCUCUGUCGCCGUCUGCGCCGCGCUGCGCCGCAUCGUCCGCCUGCAGCAAGCCGCCGCCGAGCGAGAAGGCGCGCGCCGCCACCCGCUCCGGCAAGGCGGCCGCGACCUCGAGUUGCCGGAGCGGACAUCAGAGCGGACCGCCUCGCUCGACGACACGCGCCGCGCGCUCCACGUGGCCUUGCUGCCGCCGUCGCCGACGCGCGAGCUCUGGCAGUCUGCGGGCCGCCGCGCCUCCUCCCUCGACUCGCCCUCCCGCCGCGCAGCCUCGAUGGAGGCGCGCGCUCUCAUCGGCCGGUCGCAGUCCAUGCUCGCCGCAUAAGAGGUGUCCGCCGCACACACGCCCUCGCGUGUCGAGGGCCGUGGGCGAAGAGGCACGGCGCGAUACUAGUACUACUCCCCCCCCCGUUCUCAGCAGUCCGCGUCACCCCGUCAGAGAGUACUACUCCCUCUCCAAUACCAGUGCAUGCCCAUGUGCGAUUACCCACUUGGUCCUUUCACUAGACUUGACACUUGUUCCUGUCCGGUCCUUUUUCCUGUAAUGUGCAAAGCUGUAACUUA
Messenger RNA from Emiliania huxleyi CCMP1516, 703 nucleotides. RefSeq lists its product as hypothetical. The annotation marks the transcript as partial. NCBI's taxonomy places the organism in Eukaryota, Haptophyta, Isochrysidales, Noelaerhabdaceae. The record is from RefSeq and is a predicted model, not a curated record. The transcript has a single exon.